AAGAUGCUCUUCCCCACAUCCUCGCCCAGUGCCCACGGCCUCCCCAGUGCCGGCGACCUGUGCCUUGGUCUGCAGGCCCUCAGCUUCAGGGGCUGGAAACAGCCCUGGAGCACCCAGGACUCUGACUCUUCAGCCUCAAGCAGCUCACACCCCGUACUUGGCAUGCCCCAGGUCCCACUGGGCAAUGCCCUGGGGAAGUCCCCCUUGAGUUUCCGGCCUCUGGAUCCCCUGGGAUUGGAUGUGGCCAAGUUCCCGUCUCCCACUGUUCGUGGGGCCCACCUGAAAUCACGCUGUAGCAGCCCCUCUGACUCGGACACCACCAGCAGCUUCAGCUCUGGCUCCGACUACUUCUCCGAUCUCAUUUCCAGCCUCCGCAUCUCCCCGCCUCUGCCCUUCCUGUCUCUGACUGGGGGUGGUCCCAGAGACCCCUUACAGAUGAGGGUCGGAUCCCGGAUGGACCAGGAGUUAGCCGCGACCACCGCUGUCACGCCCUCCUCCUCCAAUGCAUCCAAGAGGUGGCCUGGAGCGUCCAUGUGGCCCUCCUGGGAGCUCCUGGAGGCACCUAAAGACCCCUUCAACAUAGAGCGGGAGGCCAGGCUGCACCGCCAGGCUGCAGCUGUGAAUGAAGCUACAUACACCUGGAGCGGGCAGCUUCCUCCACGUAACUACAAGAACCCAACCUACUCCUGCAAGGUGUUUCUGGGAGGCGUCCCCUGGGACAUCACGGAAGCCGGGUUGGUUAGCACCUUUCGUGUGUUUGGUGCUCUGACUGUGGAGUGGCCUGGUAAGGAUGGCAAGCACCCGCGGUGCCCGCCCAAAGGUAACGUACCCAGAGGCUAUGUAUACCUGGUCUUUGAGCUGGAGAAGUCGAUCCACGCCCUGCUGCAGGUCUGCUCCCAUGACCCGCUGAGCCCUGACAGCCUGAGCGAGUACUACUUCAAGAUGUCCACCCGCAGGACCCGCUGCAAGGAGGUCCAGGUGAUCCCCUGGGCUGUGGCCAACAGCAGCUUUGUGCGGAGCCCAUCCAUGAGGCUGGACCUCAGCAGGACUGUGUUCGUGGGUGCACUGCAUGGCAUGCUCAACGCAGAGGCACUGGUGGCCAUCUUCAAUGACCUUUUUGGAUGUGUGGUGUACGCCAGCAUUGACACCGACAAGCACAAGUACCCCAUUGGGUCCGGACGUGUGACUUUCAGCAACCAGCGCAGUUACCUGAAAGCUGUCAGCGCCGCCUUUGUUGAGAUCAAAACCACCAAAUUCAACAAGAAGAUCCAGAUCGACCCUUACCUGGAGGACUCCUUGUGCCAGAUCUGCAGCUCCCAGUCUGGCCCCUUCUUUUGCCGGGACCAGGUGUGCUUCAAGUACUUCUGCCGGAGCUGCUGGCACUGGCAGCACAGCAUGGGCGGUCUAGGUCACCACAGCCCCUUGAUGCGGAACCAGAAGAACCGGGAGUCGAGCUAGGAGAGCUGGUCUGGCCAGAGGCCCACGCACCCUAAGCCGGCCGGCUGGGCAGCAGCCUGCAACCCUGCAUGGUGACCAGGGAGCUGCUUCCUGAAGACAAGGGAAAACCACAGUCACCUUUGCACUUUCUGAGUCUUUGUUUCUGCACUAAGUAAUGCACAAUGAGUUUUGUCAGGUUUCUUUUAGGGGCUGUGCCAGAGCAAGCGCCCUCAGGCUCACCCUCCAAGUGACUCUGUAGUUCCCAGAUUUUAGUUCCUCAUUUUGCCAAUGAAAAGCAAAAAAAAAAAAAAAAAAAAGAACUAUGUGUCCAGGAGGAGCCGCCAUGAUGCCUCUUUAUUGAAAGCGCUUUUUACAUUUGUUGCGAUCCUGGCGGUGACGUCGGCCUCCCUGCCCUCGUUCUGCGGUCGCCAUACAGUGCCUUUCCAUUGAUUUACCCCCACCUGGACGGCAUAAACUGAGUGUUCAGCUGGUGUUUUUUACUGUAAACAAGGAAACUUUGC
Messenger RNA from Suncus etruscus (white-toothed pygmy shrew), 1958 nucleotides. Its product is annotated as cytoplasmic polyadenylation element-binding protein 1-like. The coding region runs from base 4 to 1458 and encodes 484 amino acids. The record is from RefSeq and is a predicted model, not a curated record. The transcript has a single exon. Gene Ontology annotation, biological process: negative regulation of cytoplasmic translation. Gene Ontology annotation, cellular component: cytoplasm; neuron projection; synapse. NCBI's taxonomy places the organism in Eukaryota, Metazoa, Chordata, Mammalia, Eulipotyphla, Soricidae. Gene Ontology annotation, molecular function: ribosome binding; mRNA 3'-UTR binding; translation factor activity, RNA binding.